This is a messenger RNA of Periconia digitata, 1533 nucleotides long. The record is from the annotation of a GenBank genome assembly. NCBI's taxonomy places the organism in Eukaryota, Fungi, Ascomycota, Dothideomycetes, Pleosporales, Periconiaceae.
CAUGAACUACGAAACUAUCACUGCACUACUGAGGUACCGUACGACAAGGCUUACGGUUUGCUUAUCUACCCUUGUUGUGACGAUCAUACCGCAUCUGAUAUCAGCACACACACACCACGCAGUGACCGACCGCAGCGGGUUUUCUGUAUGGACUAAUUUGAUCAUGAGCACUGCAGGCAAUAUUGAGCGUUCUGUUGACACUUUGCGCUACUAGGAAGGUGUGUAUGGCACAGGAAAGGUUGCACAUUCAAGUUUUCGUUGAACAGGGUCCAGAAGCCAAAUAUAAAAAGACCUCAGUUUCCAUCAUUUCUUGUUCUCAACUCACUCCACUCGGUGCAGCUCACAGUCCUCUUAAAACCUCUACUUGAUUGAAUAAUCCUCGGCAGAUACUACAUCAUGUACAAAUCACUAUUUCUAUCACUCCUCCCCGCUGCCUUUGCGGCACCUCUUGUCACGCCCAGGGAUGCCUCUAUCAUCCCGGGCAAGUACAUCGUGAAGUUCAAGGGGGAGAUGUCCGCGAAUGCUGUGAGUGAGGUCACUGCUUCCAUUGCGAAGAAGCCUGACUUCACCUACAACAUCUUCAACGGCUUUGCUGGCUCGCUUUCCGAUGAAGAGGUUGCCAACCUCAAAGCCAACCCUUCUGUUGAGUACAUCUCUGAGGAUGCUCAAGUUCAUGCGUUCGACUGGCAAAGCGAGGCUGGUGCUCCAUGGGGUCUUGGCCGCAUCUCUCACGUCACCAAGGGAAACACAACCUAUGUAUACGACUCCACGGGUGGCGAGGGAGUGUGCGCGUACGUGAUCGACACUGGAAUCUUGACCACACACCCCGAAUUCGAAGACCGUGCCGAGUGGCUCGAGAACUUCACGGGCGAUGGCAUUGACUCAGAUGGCUAUGGCCACGGAACCCACGUUGCUGGCACGAUCGGAUCCGUCACCUACGGAGUUGCUAAGAAGAGCACGCUUCUUGCUGUGAAGGUGCUCGACUCUUCAGGUGGUGGCACUUUCGCCGGUGUGAUUGCGGGUAUCGACUUCGUUGCCACCGACUCGCAGACUCGCAACUGCCCUAAGGGAUCCGUUGCUAACAUGUCCCUUGGAGGAGGCAAGCAACAAGCAGUUAAUGAUGCUGUCGCCGCCGCAGUCGCUGCAGGUGUUUUCUUCGCCGUCUCAGCCGGAAACUCCAACGUUGACGCAGCCAACACAUCGCCAGCCUCUGAGCCCUCCGCAUUCACCGUCGGCGCCACAGACAUCAACGACGCCAAGGCUACCUUCUCCAGCUACGGCCCCAUCGUCGAUGGAUGGGCUCCUGGCGUCAAUGUGCUCAGCACAUGGAACAACGGCGGCACUAACACCAUCUCCGGUACCUCCAUGGCCAGCCCCCACGUCGCUGGUCUCGCUGCCUACCUUUUGGCGUUUGAGGACCUUACCACUGCUACGGUUACCGACCGUAUCAAGGAGUUGAGCAUCAAGGGUGCUAUCGCCAAUGUUCCCAGCGGAACUGUUAACGAGUUGAUCUUCAACGGUGCACCUGAGUAA